Messenger RNA from Stegastes partitus (bicolor damselfish), 1940 nucleotides. RefSeq names its product diablo homolog, mitochondrial-like. The transcript has 6 exons. Gene Ontology annotation, cellular component: mitochondrion. The coding region runs from base 18 to 722 and encodes 234 amino acids. Gene Ontology annotation, biological process: neuron apoptotic process; intrinsic apoptotic signaling pathway in response to oxidative stress. Lineage: Eukaryota; Metazoa; Chordata; Actinopteri; Pomacentridae. The record is from RefSeq and is a predicted model, not a curated record.
UUUUGCGGCGGACCGACAUGGCCGCGCUCAGGCGGGGGACGGCGUACCUCAGUUUCGUCAGGAGUUCAGUUCGAGCCAUCUUCAGCAGCAGUAAAGCUGCAGGCAGUAAACCUGGAAAAUGGACCAGUGUUCUGUACACAGGUGUGGCGUCUUUAGCGGUUGGUGGAGGUCUGUGUGCUGUACCUUUCAAACAGGUUGAAAAUCUGUCUCAUGACUCUCUGAUCAGAAGAGCAGCUUCUCUGGUGACCGACAGCUCCACCACUUUCCUGUCUCAGACCACUUUGGCUCUCGUAGAUGCCAUCACAGAAUACUCUAAAGCCGUGCACACACUCAUUGCCCUACAAAGGCGAUACUUAGCCUCACUGGGAAAACUGACCUCGGCCGAAGAGGAUUCCAUCUGGCAGGUGAUCAUCGGCCAGCGUGCAGAGAUCAAUGACAGACAAGAUGAUUGCAAGCGUUUGGAGUCCACCUGGAUCGGCGCGGUGAAGCUGUGUGAAACGGCAGCGGAGGCAGCGUACACGUCAGGAGCUGAGCAUGCGUCCGUCACGAUGAGGAUGAACAUUCAGGUGGCGCUGACGCAGGUGGAGGAGGCUCAGAAAAUCUCGCUGGAUGCAGAUAAGAAGUUGGCCGAGACGAAAGUCCUGGAGGUUGAGAGGAUGACACAGCAGGCUGCCAGUAAUGAGGAGGAGGAAAUUCCUGAGGCGUAUCUAAGAGAAGACUAAAGCAAAUACAACAAUCGUAUCAGCUUUACAAUUAGUGGAUAUGUUUUUUUUAAAAUUCUGGGCCAAUACUGGUACAGAUUAUAAAUUAUCAAGGAGACUGGGUCUGGAUAUUUGCAGCUGAUAUGCAUUUGUAGUAAAAAUUUUGAGAUCAGAAGUUACAAAACUUCAACACAAAUCUUCAUCGAAAUGCCAAUUGUUUGUGUUUGUUGAUGGGCUGAUAGUCAUGAUGUGUAGCCAAUCAGAUUCUGCUGUGGGCGGGACGUUGCUAAAGACCACAGCGUGACUACAGGUAACGAGAGCCAUGAGAGCCAAAAGAGCACAUUUAUUAAUUCACUUAUUUGAUCAGGAGUCCGAUACAGAUAAUCAAAAACAAAAAUAAAUGCUGAAUAUCGCAUCCGAUAAUUGGUCGCCUUCUUCCUACAUCGGCUUCUUGUUUUGAAUCUGUGACAUGUUUGCCUUGGUGAUUUGACUCAUUCAUAGUAGAUUGUGUUUAAACUUGUGUACUUUUAUGUGCAGGAAUACUGCAGUGCACUGCUGAGAGGUGAAUUUAGAAAAGCCCUUUUCAGACAUGCAAUAUGGAACAAGUGACGUAUAAUGCACUAGUGAAGCAAAAGUCUAAAGCUAUGUAACAAACUAACCCGAGCUUUCUAACAAACGCAACGAUUGUGUUGCGUUGUAUUCUGUGCAAUGACAUAUCUACCACUGAAUCUAUCAAUGGUAUAAGCUGUGACUCUGUAGCAGCUCACCUGUCUGAGGUGUGCUAAAGAUGCUUAGAUGCUGAAUGAUCCUCUCUCUGAUCAUUUGUAAUGAUAAUAGAUUAAUGUUCUUUCACAUGCUGCAGUCUGAAGCUGCAAGUUUGUAGUAAACUCAGAGGAAAGACUCCUACAAACAGCUGGAGCUACAUUAAUUGUAUGUGCCUAUUUGUUAAUGUGCAGUUCAGACUCGUCCUGUAUUAAAAGCAGAACAGAAACAUUCCUAUUUCCACACUAAUAAUACUGCAGCCAGCGUGUUCAUUCAAACAUGAAGCCGACAGAGUUCAUGUCUGAAAGGGGCUUUAAUAAGAGCAUCUCUAUAAUUUUCUUUUGAAAGUAUUUGGCCACGUAAGGGUAUUUAUUUGAUUAUUGAUCCUGUUGUCUCUCCGCUGUGUGUUGCUUCAAGACUUUUUGUGUUGUAUUUUGUUACAAUUCAUUGCAAUAAAAAUAUGGCACAUAAAAACAA